GUAUAAUGUCUGGAAACCAUUACACUGGUGUCAAAUCAGUGGAUGAGGAAGUUGAAGAAGUUACUGAAAACGUUAAGAUUUCAUGGACGCCAUUUUUAAGACAGUUAUUCGUGGUCGGUGGAGUAUGGACAAUAUAUUUCGUGCUUGGUUUAUGUUAUGGAGCUCCCAACGUCAUCAUACCACAAAUACGGAGGGAUGUGAACUCUACUGAAGCUGUCAGUGAAGAUAUGGCUUCCUGGUUAUCAUCAAUCCACGGUUACGCAGCGUUGCCAUGGAUACUCAUACUACCGAUACUCUCGCGGAGGUUCGGAAGAAAAGUACCGUUCGUUAUAUUGUGUAUCAACACACUAAUUGGAUACGUCGUGUUUUAUUUCAGCACUUCAACUAUUAUACUAUUAAUUAGUGAAAUAAUGCAAGGCAUGCUUAUCAGCAGCAAUAUGACACUGUUGAUACUUGUUGUCACCGAAUACACUUCGCCGCGAUACCGAGGCAUCUUUAUGACGGUUAAAUCAACUAUCUUCUUUUGGGGAGUGUGGAUUGCCAAUGCUACUGGCACCUUCAGCCAUUGGAAGAAUAUUGCUAUCAUAGCCUUCGUUUGUGCUACAUUAUCCUUGACUUCUUUCUUCUGGCCUGAAUCUCCAUCCUGGUUGGCAAUGAAUGGUCGUUUCGAAGAAUGCGCAGAAUCCCAUCAUUGGUUGAAAGGCUAUGACAAAGAUUCUGAAAAAGAACUAGAAAAUUUAAUACAAUCACAAAAAGAAUACAUAGCUCGUUGUAAAAAGAAAGAAGUAUCGUCGAAGCGGCUUAAAAAUAUCAUAGAAACGAUAUCGACAAAGGCAUUUUACAAGCCCCUUUUGUUGUCAAUGACAGUCAUGUCGCUAUAUAAUUUCUCUGGAAAGUUUGUUUGUAGCAUGUAUUCUAUCGAGUUAAUUAAGAAAAUAACUAAAAGCGAGUCCACAGCAUAUACAGGCAUGCUUAUUUUAGAAGCCGUCACUAUAUUUAGUAUGCAAAUUGGUUGUGUUCUGUCAAAGUACCUUAAAAGAAGAACGUUAUUACUAUCUUCAUCGUCAAUUGGUAUUAUGUUUUUGUUUAUAAUUUCACUAUAUUUAUACCUCAUAAAAUUAUGUAUAGUGUCGGAAAAUAAGAUUGUAUCGUUGUUCUUGUUAACUUCAUUUUCUAUGACGAUAAGUUGUGGGCCAAUGAUAUUGGCUUGUUCUGUGUAUGGAGAAUUAACACCUCUGAGGUAUCGAAGUUCAUCCCUGCCAACUCUAGCUAUAUUCUCAGAAAUAUUAAUGGCUUCUAUAUUAAAAGUGUCACCGUAUAUUUUUAAGUAUUUUGAAUUACAUGGUGCAUUCCUCUUUUAUGGAGUUACUGCGUCUGUUUUUGCAUUUUUAUUGUAUAAGUAUUUACCAGAGAGCAAAGACAAGACUUUGCAGGAAAUUGAAUGUUACUUCUUAGAAUCUAAAAAGUCUGAAGAAGUUUCAGAAGAAUUAGUGGAGGAGAGAGAGAAAAGAUGAUAUUGUGAUGAAAUUGUUUACAUAUCUAUUAAAAUUAUUUUUAAAAA
Messenger RNA from Spodoptera littoralis (African cotton leafworm), 1561 nucleotides. The record is from the annotation of a GenBank genome assembly. Lineage: Eukaryota; Metazoa; Arthropoda; Insecta; Lepidoptera; Noctuidae.